Rhagoletis pomonella (apple maggot) is the source of this 1235-nucleotide messenger RNA. RefSeq names its product RISC-loading complex subunit tarbp2 (gene loqs). The record is from RefSeq and is a predicted model, not a curated record. Lineage: Eukaryota; Metazoa; Arthropoda; Insecta; Diptera; Tephritidae.
AUAUCGAAACUUUUUUCUUGGCUUCAAAUUCGCUUUUUCUCUGCGUUUCGUGGGGAAGGAUUUUGCUGCUCUUUAUUUGAAGAUAAAUUUAAUGCAAAUUAUAAUUUAUUUUUAAAUAAAAAUCAGUGCAAAUCACUACGCAUAGGCAUUUCAAAUAUAAAAAACUUAAAGCAAAAGGGCAGUAUAAAUAAAAGAAAAAGCGUUGUAAAAUGGAAAAUAUCCAAGGGCAUGAGCAUCAACCGCAGCAGCAGGCCGGGUUUGCACCUCGACGUCAGUAUGAUGGUCUCGGACCAGCGGUGCUAACUACUUUAGACAACAUAACCAAUGGCCACAUGCAGCAGGUACCGCAAGUAGAGAUGCCGCCGCGUCCCAUUAAAUCAAAGAAAGAUAAGAUUACUGACUUAACUGAUGCGACAAGCAAGUUAGCAAUUGAGGAAUCUAUAAAAUUGACCGAUAGUAAUGGGCUAGCUAUGAAGACCCCGGUUUCUAUUCUACAAGAACUCUUAAGCCGUCGUGGAAUAACACCCAAUUAUGAAUUGGUGCAAAUCGAGGGCGCCAUACAUGAGCCAACAUUUCGUUAUCGCGUGGCGUUCAAUGAUAAGGAUAUACCCUUCACAGCCAUGGGCGCUGGACGCUCCAAAAAAGAGGCUAAACAUUCAGCUGCACGUGCACUAAUUGAUAAACUGACCGGUGUACAAUUGCCUGAUACAGCACAGGUUGGCGGCAGUGCCGGCGUUAGCACAUCCUCAAGCGGCAUUACAGCUACAAAUGUUGGAGGCGAUGGAAACGCAAAUGCAGUUGGAAGUGGCGAUGGCGCCGAUAAAAUUGUUGGAAAUCCGAUUGGCUGGUUGCAGGAGAUGUGCAUGUCCCGUCGUUGGCCACCACCAACUUACGAGACCGAAACAGAGGUUGGUUUGCCGCAUGAACGGCUAUUUACCAUCGCUUGUUCAAUCCUUAAUUAUCGUGAAGUAGGAAAAGGUAAAAGUAAGAAGAUCGCUAAACGUCUGGCUGCACACAAAAUGUGGACUCGUUUGCAAGAAAAUCCAUUGGACAACAAUCAAAUUUCUGAAGCUAUGCGCUCUGAUAUAGAUGGUGAACACCGUAACUGUGCAAAUUAUUAUGGUGAUUUGAAAGAUAUCACUGUACCCACUAUAACCAGCCAGCAUAGUAAUAAGGUCUCACAGUUCCACAAGACACUUAAAAAUGCUACCGGAAAGAAAUUGCUCAAGUUGCAG